This is a messenger RNA of Cucurbita pepo subsp. pepo (vegetable marrow), 799 nucleotides long. RefSeq names its product heat stress transcription factor B-4d-like. Gene Ontology annotation, molecular function: RNA polymerase II cis-regulatory region sequence-specific DNA binding; DNA-binding transcription factor activity. The record is from RefSeq and is a predicted model, not a curated record. Gene Ontology annotation, biological process: regulation of transcription by RNA polymerase II. Gene Ontology annotation, cellular component: nucleus. Lineage: Eukaryota; Viridiplantae; Streptophyta; Magnoliopsida; Cucurbitales; Cucurbitaceae.
AUGGAGGAAAUGAUUGGGAAUUACAGUGUGGGAUUUUGUUCAGCUGAGUCUGAGAAGGCCAAUCCGGCGCCGUUUUUGGCAAAAACUUAUGAGUUGGUGGAGGAUGCUGCCACUGAUCACAUUGUUUCUUGGGGUCAUUCUCACACUACCUUUGUUGUUUGGAGGCCACCUGAGUUUGCUACUCAUAUUCUUCCCAACUAUUUCAAACACAACAACUUCUCGAGUUUCGUUCGACAACUCAACACUUACGGAUUCAAGAAAAUAGUCGCAGAAAGAUGGGAAUUUGGGAACGAAAACUUCAAGAAAGGAGAGAAGCAAUUACUAUUAGGGAUUCAAAGAAGAAAAUCCCAUAAUCACAACAACAAUCUCCACCAACAUCAACAAAUCCCAUUCCAAUUCUGUUACACCACCGCCGCCGCCACCACCACCACCACCUCCUCCUCCUCCUCAGAUCCCGACAUCCUGGCGGCGCUGACGCAAGACAACCGCCGUCUACGGCGGAGAAACCACAUGUUGCUGUCGGAGCUGACCCAGAUGAAGAAUCUCUACUCGGACAUCAUCUACUUCAUCCAAAACCACGUCAAACCACUCGAGCACAAAUAUGGCAGAUCGGUUCCCAAGUUGGUGGACUUGAAGCCUCCGCCGCCGCCUCCGCCGCCGCAGACGGAGGCCGGAGUAGAAGAGGGAAAUGGGUCUGUGAAGCUUUUUGGGGUUCCGAUUAGAGGGAAGAAGAGAGUGCACCAUGAAGAGGGUGAGCUUCAGAUGAGCUCCCAUGGCGGAUGAUAUACACUAAUUAUUA